Molecule: messenger RNA, 9559 nt
Organism: Mauremys mutica (yellowpond turtle)
Lineage: Eukaryota; Metazoa; Chordata; Testudines; Geoemydidae
Product: zonadhesin-like
Exons: 66
Coding region: 1-9459 (3152 amino acids)
Cellular component (GO): extracellular matrix
Source: RefSeq, a predicted model, not a curated record
AUGCGGAAUGAAGGGUCCAUUUUGAAGAAGGGUCCCCAGUUCUCCCCAUAUUCUCCAUCAGUGCAAGAUACAACCACUGCUUCGGAGACCUCUUCGCCCCACACAAUAAGCACCACAGCAGAAGAAAGUACCACAGGAAAAUCCCCGACCACUGCAAUUCCAACUACAGUAGAGCCCUGUCAGACAGGCCGUGCCACCUGCAGUGCCUCAGGAGACCCGCAUUACUACACGUUUGAUGGCAGAGUUCACCAUUUCAUGGGAAACUGCACUUACACCCUCUCCAAAGUCAGCAACGACUCCAGGGAGCUUCCACCCUUUGACGUGUCCACCACCAAUGAGCACAGGGGCUCCAAUACCAAAGUUUCCUAUGUAAAGGCAGUGCACGUGGAUGUCUAUGGAAGCCAGAUUUCCUUGCUGAAGAACAGGAAAGUGAAUGUGAAUGGCACCAGAAGGAACCUGCCUGUGGUGAUUGAAAACAAGAUCAAGGUCCAGAUCAGCGGGGGCUAUGUGCUCUUGGAAACUGAUUUCGGACUCUGGGUCAGAUUUGACGGCAAUCACUAUGUGGAGGUCGCAGUGUCCAGCUGUUACAAGGGGCAGCUCUGUGGUCUGUGUGGUAAUUACAAUGGUGAUGCAAAGGAUGACAACAUAAAGCCAAAUGGCAGCACUGCAGGAGAUUCCACUGAGCUUGGAGACAGCUGGCUAGUGGCAGAGAAUAACACCAUAUGCUCCCCUCAGCCAGUACCAGACUGUGACCCCCUGCUGGAGAGCGAAGCGAGGAAGAACACAGCCUGUGGCAUCAUCACCGACCCCGCAGGUAUCUUCAAGGACUGCCACGCCACAGUAGCUCCAGAGAAUUUCUUGGAAAACUGUGUUUACGACAUGUGUCAGACUGAGGGACAGACAGUGUCCCUAUGCAAUGGGCUGCAGGCGUAUGCAGAGUCGUGCACAAAUGCUGGGAUCUGCAGAGAAUGGAGAAAUAAUACUUUCUGCCCAAUCUCCUGUCCAGCAGGAAGCCAGUACGAGAGCUGUGGGAGCAGGUGUCCUGCCACCUGCGUGAUUCCCUCUGCAUUUAGCCCUUGCAGCUCCUUACCAGUGGAAGGCUGUUUCUGUAAGGAAGGCUACGUUCUGAGUGGAGACACCUGUGUGCCGGAGAGCAGCUGCGGUUGUGUGGAUGGAAACAACCACUAUCAUCAGCUGGGUGAAAACUGGUUCACACACGACGCCUGCACCGAGCGCUGCACCUGCAACAGCAAAAACAACAUCACGUGCACAGGCUGGGAGUGUGGAGCGCAGGAGAUAUGCAGUGUUCAGGAUGGGGUUCUGGGUUGUCACCCCAUUGGAGAAGCCCCGAUUACUUCAAGUCCAACUACAAUAGGCACCAGUCCAUCAGAGUCUACAACAGUGCAAGAUACAAUCCCUGCUUCGGAGACCUCUUCGCCCCACACAAUAAGCACCACAGCAGAAGAAAGUACCACAGGAAAAUCCCCGACCACUGCAAUUCCAACUACAGUAGAGCCCUGUCAGACAGGCCGUGCCACCUGCAGUGCCUCAGGAGACCCGCAUUACUACACGUUUGACGGCAGAGUUCACCAUUUCAUGGGAAACUGCACUUACACCCUCUCCAAAGUCUGCAACGACUCCAGGGAGCUUCCACCCUUUGACGUGUCCACCACCAAUGAGCACAGGGGCUCCAAUACCAAAGUUUCCUAUGUAAAGGCAGUGCACGUGGAUGUCUAUGGAAGUCAGAUUUCCUUGCUGAAGAACAGGAAAGUGAAUGUGAAUGGCACCAGAAGGAACCUGCCUGUGGUGAUUGAAAACAAGAUCAAGGUCCAGAUCAGCGGGGGCUAUGUGCUCUUGGAAACUGAUUUCGGACUCUGGGUCAGAUUUGACGGCAAUCACUAUGUGGAGGUCGCAGUGUCCAGCUGUUACAAGGGGCAGCUCUGUGGUCUGUGUGGUAAUUACAAUGGUGAUGCAAAGGAUGACAACAUAAAGCCGAAUGGCAGCACUGCAGGAGAUUCCACUGAGCUUGGAGACAGCUGGCUAGUGGCAGAGAAUAACACCAUAUGCUCCCCUCAGCCAGUACCAGACUGUGACCCCCUGCUGGAGAGUGAAGCGAGGAAGAACACAGCCUGUGGCAUCAUCACCGACCCCGCAGGUAUCUUCAAGGACUGCCACGCCACAGUAGCUCCAGAGAAUUUCUUGGAAAACUGUGUUUACGACAUGUGUCAGACUGAGGGACAGACAGUGUCCCUAUGCAAUGGGCUGCAGGCGUAUGCAGAGUCGUGCACAAAUGCUGGGAUCUGCAGAGAAUGGAGAAAUAAUACUUUCUGCCCAAUCUCCUGUCCAGCAGGAAGCCAGUACGAGAGCUGUGGGAGCAGGUGUCCUGCCACCUGCGUGAUUCCCUCUGCAUUUAGCCCUUGCAGCUCCUUACCAGUGGAAGGCUGUUUCUGUAAGGAAGGCUACGUUCUGAGUGGAGACACCUGUGUGCCGGAGAGCAGCUGCGGUUGUGUGGAUGGAAACAACCACUAUCAUCAGCUGGGUGAAAACUGGUUCACACACGACGCCUGCACCGAGCGCUGCACCUGCAACAGCAAAAACAACAUCACGUGCACAGGCUGGGAGUGUGGAGCGCAGGAGAUAUGCAGUGUUCAGGAUGGGGAGCUGGGUUGUCACCCCAUUGGAGAAGCCCCGAUUACUUCAAGUCCAACUACAAUAGGCACCAGUCCAUCAGAGUCUACAACAGUGCAAGAUACAACCCCUGCUUCGGAGACCUCUUCGCCCCACACAAUAAGCACCACAGCAGAAGAAAAUACCACAGGAAAAUCCCCGACCACUGCAAGUCCAACUACAGUAGAGCCCUGUCAGACAGGCCGUGCCACCUGCAGUGCCUCAGGGGACCCGCAUUACUACACGUUUGAUGGCAGAGUUCACCAUUUCAUGGGAAACUGCACUUACACCCUCUCCAAAGUCUGCAACGACUCCAGGGGGCUUCCACCCUUUGACGUGUCCACCACCAAUGAGCACAGGGGCUCCAAUACCAAAGUUUCCUAUGUAAAGGCAGUGCACGUGGAUGUCUAUGGAAGUCAGAUUUCCUUGCUGAAGAACAGGAAAGUGAAUGUGAAUGGCACCAGAAGGAACCUGCCUGUGGUGAUUGAAAACAAGAUCAAGGUCCAGAUCAGCGGGGGCUAUGUGCUCUUGGAAACUGAUUUCGGACUCUGGGUCAGAUUUGACGGCAAUCACUAUGUGGAGGUCUCAGUGUCCAGCUGUUACAAGGGGCAGCUCUGUGGUCUGUGUGGUAAUUACAAUGGUGAUGCAAAGGAUGACAACAUAAAGCCGAAUGGCAGCACUGCAGGAGAUUCCACUGAGCUUGGAGACAGCUGGCUAGUGGCAGAGAAUAACACCAUAUGCUCCCCUCAGCCAGUACCAGACUGUGACCCCCUGCUGGAGAGUGAAGCGAGGAAGAACACAGCCUGUGGCAUCAUCACCGACCCCACAGGUAUCUUCAAGGACUGCCACGCCACAGUAGCUCCAGAGAAUUUCUUGGAAAACUGUGUUUACGACAUGUGUCAGACUGAGGGACAGACAGUGUCCCUAUGCAAUGGGCUGCAGGCAUAUGCAGAGUCGUGCACAAAUGCUGGGAUCUGCAGAGAAUGGAGAAAUAAUACUUUCUGCCCAAUCUCCUGUCCAGCAGGAAGCCAGUACGAGAGCUGUGGGAGCAGGUGUCCUUCCACCUGCGUGACUCCCUCUGCAUUUAGCCCUUGCAGCUCCUUACCAGUGGAAGGCUGUUUCUGUAAGGAAGGCUACGUUCUGAGUGGAGACACCUGUGUGCCGGAGAGCAGCUGCGGUUGUGUGGAUGGAAACAACCACUAUCAUCAGCUGGGUGAAAACUGGUUCACACACGACGCCUGCACCGAGCGCUGCACCUGCAACAGCAAAAACAACGUCACGUGCACAGGCUGGGAGUGUGGAGCGCAGGAGAUAUGCAGUGUUCAGGAUGGGGUGCUGGGUUGUCACCCCAUUGGAGAAGCCCCGAUUACUUCAAGUCCAACUACAAUAGGCACCAGUCCAUCAGAUUCUCCAUCAGUGCAAGAAACAACCCCUGCUUCGGAGACCUCUUCGCCCCACACAAUAAGCACCACAGCAGAAGAAAGUACCACAGGAAAAUCCCCGACCACUGCAAUUCCAACUACAGUAGAGCCCUGUCAGACAGGCCGUGCCACCUGCAGUGCCUCAGGGGACCCGCAUUACUACACGUUUGACGGCAGAGUUCACCAUUUCAUGGGAAACUGCACUUACACCCUCUCCAAAGUCUGCAAUGACUCCAGGGAGCUUCCACCCUUUGACGUGUCCACCACCAAUGAGCACAGGGGCUCCAAUACCAAAGUUUCCUAUGUAAAGGCAGUGCACGUGGAUGUCUAUGGAAGUCAGAUUUCCUUGCUGAAGACCAGGAAAGUGAAUGUGAAUGGCACCAGAAGGAACCUGCCUGUGGUGAUUGAAAACAAGAUCAAGGUCCAGAUCAGCGGGGGCUAUGUGCUCUUGGAAACUGAUUUCGGACUCUGGGUCAGAUUUGACGGCAAUCACUAUGUGGAGGUCGCAGUGUCCAGCUGUUACAAGGGGCAGCUCUGUGGUCUGUGUGGUAAUUACAAUGGUGAUGCAAAGGAUGACAACAUAAAGCCGAAUGGCAGCACUGCAGGAGAUUCCACUGAGCUUGGAGACAGCUGGCUAGUGGCAGAGAAUAACACCAUAUGCUCCCCUCAGCCAGUACCAGACUGUGACCCCCUGCUGGAGAGCGAAGCGAGGAAGAACACAGCCUGUGGCAUCAUCACCGACCCCACAGGUAUCUUCAAGGACUGCCACGCCACAGUAGCUCCAGAGAAUUUCUUGGAAAACUGUGUUUACGACAUGUGUCAGACUGAGGGACAGACAGUGUCCCUAUGCAAUGGGCUGCAGGCAUAUGCAGAGUCGUGCACAAAUGCUGGGAUCUGCAGAGAAUGGAGAAAUAAUACUUUCUGCCCAAUCUCCUGUCCAGAAGGAAGCCAGUACAACAGCUGUGGGAGCAGGUGUCCUGCCACCUGCGUGAUUCCCUCUGCAUUUAGCCCUUGCAGCUCCUUACCAGUGGAAGGCUGUUUCUGUAAGGAAGACUACGUUCUGAGUGGAGACACCUGUGUGCCGGAGAGCAGCUGCGGUUGUGUGGAUGGAAACAACCACUAUCAUCAGCUGGGUGAAAACUGGUUCACACACGACACCUGCACCGAGCGCUGCACCUGCAACAGCAAAAACAACAUCACGUGCACAGGCUGGGAGUGUGGAGCGCUGGAGAAAUGCAGUGUUCAGGAUGGGGUGCUGGGUUGUCACUCCUCUGGAGACGCCCUGACUACUUCAAGUCCAACUACAGUAGGCACCAGUCCAUCAGAUUCUACAACAGUGCAAGAAACAACCCCUGCUUCGGAGACCUCUUCGCCCCACACAAUAAGCACCACAGCAGAAGAAAGUACCACAGGAAAAUCCCCGACCACUGCAAGUCCAACUACAGUAGAGCCCUGUCAGACAGGCCGUGCCACCUGCAGUGCCUCAGGGGACCCGCAUUACUACACGUUUGACGGCAGAGUUCACCAUUUCAUGGGAAACUGCACUUACACCCUCUCCAAAGUCUGCAACGACUCCAGGGGGCUUCCACCCUUUGACGUGUCCACCACCAAUGAGCACAGGGGCUCCAAUACGAAAGUUUCCUAUGUAAAGGCAGUGCACGUGGCUGUCUAUGGAAGUCAGAUUUCCUUGCUGAAGAACAGGAAAGUGAAUGUGAAUGGCACCAGAAGGAACCUGCCUGUGGUGAUUGAAAACAAGAUCAAGGUCCAGAUCAGCGGGGGCUAUGUGCUCUUGGAAACUGAUUUCGGACUCUGGGUCAGAUUUGACGGCAAUCACUAUGUGGAGGUCGCAGUGUCCAGCUGUUACAAGGGGCAGCUCUGUGGUCUGUGUGGUAAUUACAAUGGUGAUGCAAAGGAUGACAACAUAAAGCCAAAUGGCAGCACUGCAGGAGAUUCCACUGAGCUUGGAGAGAGCUGGCUAGUGGCAGAGAAUAACACCAUAUGCUCCCCUGAUGAAGUAGUAGUCUGUGACCCCCUGCUGGAGAGCGAAGCGAGGAAGAACACAGCCUGUGGCAUCAUCACCGACCCCACAGGUAUCUUCAAGGACUGCCACGCCACAGUAGCUCCAGAGAAUUUCUUGGAAAACUGUGUUUACGACAUGUGUCAGACUGAGGGACAGACAGUGUCCCUAUGCAAUGGGCUGCAGGCAUAUGCAGAGUCGUGCACAAAUGCUGGGAUCUGCAGAGAAUGGAGACAUAAUACUUUGUGCCCAAUCUCCUGUCCAGGAGGAAGCCAGUACGAGAGCUGUGGGAGCAGGUGUCCUGCCACCUGUGUGACUCCCUCUGCAUUUAGCCCUUGCAGCUCCUUACCAGUGGAAGGCUGUUUCUGUAAGGAAGGCUACGUUCUGAGUGGAGACACCUGUGUGCCGGAGAGCAGCUGCGGUUGUGUGGAUGGAAACAGCCACUAUCAUCAGCUGGGUGAAAACUGGUUCACACACGACACCUGCACCGAGCGCUGCACCUGCAACAGCAAAAACAACAUCACGUGCACAGGCUGGCAGUGUGGAGCGCUGGAGAAAUGCAGUGUUCAGGAUGGGGUGCUGGGUUGUUACUCCCCUGGGAGAGCAUCCUGUCAGGUGGCAGGAGAUCCCCACUACUUCACCUUUGACAAGGUGAUGCACACCUUCUUGGGCACAUGCACCUACACCCUGCUCCAAGUCUGCAACAGCAACAGUGUUGUUCCUGUGACCAUCAGUGGCAAAAACGAAGAUCGAGGACAGAGAGGGGCCACGUAUCUCAAAGAGGUUUACAUUGACAUCUAUGGCAACCGAAUCACCCUUCAGAAGAAUAAGGCGAUCCUGCUCAAUAAGGAGAGAGUCCGAACUCCGGUAAAGAACCGAUUACGAGGCGUGUCCAUAGGAAAUGUGGGCAUUUACAUGGUGGUGGAAACUGACUUUGGACUGCUAGUGAAAUAUGAUGGAAAUCAGCACUUGGAAAUCAGCCUCCCAGAAUCUUACUUCUCCAAGGUAUGUGGCAUGUGCGGUAACUAUAACGGCCAGCGUGGGGAUGAGCUGCUUAUGCCCAAUGGUGUGCAGGCCAAGAACAUCACGCAGUUUGGAAACAGCUGGAAAGUGCAAGCUGACAGUGACACGGGCUGCUUGCCAGACACACGAGACGAGCUGGGCCCACCUUGCACCGCAGAGGAGAAGCCAGGCAUUGAAAACCAGUGCAAUGUUUUAAAGUCGGACACCUUCAAACCAUGUCACCAUCUGAUUGAGCCUGACCUCUUCAUCCAGACCUGCAUCUAUGACAUGUGUAAAUACGAUGGCAUGCUGUCCACUCUCUGUGCCAUCACACAGGCCUACGUGGACACCUGCAAGAAGCAAGGAGUCAUCAUUAAAUGGAGGACCAACACAUUCUGCCCAUUGCCUUGUCCAUCCAAUAGCUAUUACACUGACUGUGCGUCUCCCUGCCCAGCUACAUGUAAUAAUAUUUAUGCAUCCUCCCUCUGUGAAAAGCCAACAGAAUGCACAGAAGGUUGUGUUUGCAAUGAGGGUUACGUGCUUAGCGAUGACCAGUGUGUACCACUGAGCGAGUGUGGCUGCAGAGACGAUGAAGAUAACUACUACAGCGCCGGGGAGAGCUGGAUAAAACCCCACUGCACCCACAAAUGCACGUGUCAGAAGGACAAUACCAUCAAGUGCCAGGCCUAUGGCUGCGAUGCUUGGGAGGUCUGUUUCCUCAACAACAAGGGGAAAUACAAAUGUAAACCGACAGGCUUUGGGAAGUGCCUCGUCAUUGGAGAUCCACACUACCUGACAUUUGAUGGCUUGAUGCAUCACUUCCAAGGCAAAGAUACGUACGUGCUGUCUCAGACUGUCUCCAGCAUCCCCGACCGCCUGCCAUCCUUCAGCAUUGAAGGAAAGAACAAGCUUUUCCCUAGAGUGGCCCACAUUUCUUUCCUCCAGGAGAUCCGUGUCAGUGUUUACAAUCACACAGUGUGGUUCAGGCAGAAGAAGCAGCUUGUGGUGGAUGGAGUGAAAACCAUUCCCCCUGCCCAGCCUCAUGAAGGUCUUCGCAUAUACCAGAGACCAACGAGAAUUUACAUGGAGACAGAUUUUGGCUUAUCGCUCAGCUAUGAUGGUGCUGAAAACUUAGAUAUAACCCUGGCCAACACCUACAAGAGCAAAGUCGAAGGCUUGUGUGGCAACUUUGAUGGGAAGUAUAAAAACGACUUUACCAAGCCGGAUGGCACUCGCGUGAGGGACGUGGAUGUGUUUGGGGAGAGCUGGAAAGUCCCCGUCACAAGAACAGUCUCCCGGCGCAGGCGAGAAGUCAUUUCAGACGAGGAGCUUGACAAUGUCGAGUUAAACACAGGGGUCGCCAGAGGCUGCAAUCCCAGUGAGCUGAGCCUUGUGAACUCCACUUCUAAGUGUGGGAUUCUCACCGAUCCAAAAGGUCCCUUUGGAAAGUGUCAGUCCAAUGUCUCCGUCGAGUUCUUCCAGAUGGGCUGUGUCUUUGACCUGUGUGUGGAAGCUGAGAACAACGAUGUGCUGUGUCGGCACCUGGAGCAGUACGCGCUGGCCUGUCAGGAGAACGGGAUCGCAUUGGAAAACUGGAGAGCACAGACGCCUUGUGAGAUGCAGUGUCCCACAAACAGCAAGUACAGCAGCUGCAUGACUGCAUGCCCUGAUUCCUGCAGCAACCUGGCAGCCUCCUCUGAGUGCGAGUCGCCCUGUGUCGAAGGCUGCGAAUGCCUCCCUGGAUACGUUCUCAGUGGCUAUGACUGCGUGCCCUACAAGGAGUGUGGCUGCAGCUUCCUCAACACAUAUUAUAAGGCUGGAGAAAUGUUUGUGACUGACGACUGCUCUCAGACUUGUGAGUGCACAACAAGUUCCAGCGUUGCCUGCACCAGGGCAGCGUGUACACGCAGCAAGAUCUGCGCCAUCGCUAACUUCACUCGCGGAUGCUACAUACCUGGCCCGUGUCUGCAGAAUAUUUGCGAGAAUGGUGGGACUUGUAUUGAGGACAGCAACAGCUCUUCCAACUUCAGCUGUGUGUGCCCUGACGGAUACGAGGGGCCUCUCUGUGAGGCUGAGACACCGGACGAGCCACCUGAACCUGACAACAAUCUGGUCUACAUCAUUGUGGGAGUUUUAGCAGGAAUCAUCGUCCUCGCUGUGAUCGUCUCCCUGGUUGUGUGCAGAUCCAAGUUGAGAAUGAACAGGAAAAAGUCAGUGGAAUUCCCCAGAAGGAGGAAUUCGUCUUUGACCCAGUCAAGGGAUGCGCUGGACCAGAACUCUCACGUGCCAGACUAUAGCGUCAUGAUCAAUCCUGCAUUUGAUCGGGAUGAAAAUCAGUCACGUUUUCAUUAGUGGCAUUUUUCUCUUCCAUUUGAUUUUUUUUUUUUUGCUGUUGUAGUCUAAUAAGUGUUUCUAACCCUUUCCUAAGCAAUAAUAGUUUAUAAUAAUAAAU